AUGAGAAUCGAGAAGUGUUAUUUUUGUGGUGCCAAUGUCUAUCCUGGUCAUGGCACCAUGUUUGUUCGAAACGAUGCCAAGACGUUCCGCUUCUGUCGCUCAAAAUGCCACAAGAACUUCAAGAUGAAGCGUAAUCCGCGCAAAGUUCGAUGGACUAAGGCAUUCCGCAAGGCUGCUGGUAAAGAGAUGGCGAUUGACUCGACGCUGGAAUUCGAGAAGCGCCGAAACGUUCCUGUGAAGUACGACCGAGCGCUGGUCCAGACGACGAUCAGCGCGAUCGACCGAGUAGCGGCGAUCAAAGCCAAGCGGGAGAAGGCGUUCUACGCGGCACGGAUGGCCGCUGCCGCGCCCGUGGUGCGGAAGAGCAUGGCCGUCGAGGUGGUCAAGGACCGCCAUGUGCUUGGAUUGAAAGACGACGAGUUGACCCAGAUGGCAGUCGAGGCCGCAGAGAGCCGUCUGGCCGCGAUCGCUGCCCGAGAAGAGGAAAAGAAAGCGAGCAGGAAGCCGAGCAAGGCCCAGACUGAAGAUGUGGAGAUGGACGAUGUCGCCGAAGACGAUGACGAGCCGACUGUCGAUCUCACUCAAGCGAUCUCCAACGCACUCGUCUCAGCCACUCUCGCCACUCGCUCUGAACCCCAGAAGGCCAAGACGAAAAUCAAAGUCAAAACUAAAGUCGCAAGAAAAUCUGCCCUGGUUCCUUGA
Messenger RNA from Puccinia triticina, 702 nucleotides. RefSeq lists its product as uncharacterized. Lineage: Eukaryota; Fungi; Basidiomycota; Pucciniomycetes; Pucciniales; Pucciniaceae. Bases 1 to 702 code for a protein of 233 amino acids. The record is from RefSeq and is a predicted model, not a curated record. Gene Ontology annotation, biological process: ribosomal large subunit biogenesis. Gene Ontology annotation, cellular component: nucleolus. The transcript has 4 exons.